AUGUCCCGCGAGGCAGGGGCGUGGCGCGCGGGCGCGGGCGCGGGCGCGGGCGCGCGGGCGCGCAAGCCGAAGAAGCCGCACUACAUCCCGCGCCCCUGGGGCAAGCCGUACAACUACAAGUGUUUCCAGUGCCCGUUCACCUGCCUGGAGAAGUCGCACCUGUACAACCACAUGAAGUACAGCCUCUGCAAAGACUCCCUGUCCCUGCUGCUCGACUCGCCGGACUGGGCGUGCCGCCGCGCCCCAGCCGCGCCCCGGCCCCGCGCGCCCGGCCCCCACCGCGCUGGCGAGCGCGCCAUCCCCGCCGCUCCCGACCUCGUCGGCGCGGACGGCUUGUCCCUACGUCGCUGCGCUGGGGCUCCCAAGCCUGGGGCCGAGGGCACCCCGGGGACGCCGCCCCCCGCCGCCAGGGCCUCCAGGAAGGGUCCAGGAGCCGGCAGCCUCCUGGGCAAGUCAUGGAAGCCUGGGCCAUGCGGGCGCCCCGGGGACACGGCUUCCACGGGCCCAGAAGGCAGCGCCCCCUGCUACCCGCCACCCGCCCUCAGUGAGGUCCCUGAGGCCCAGAGUCUCCAACUGUCCCUGCUGGGCGUCAACUACCCGCUCAGCCCAGGGCUUUUCUCCUACUUGGGACCCUCGCUAGCCGCCACCCACAUGCCCUUCCUGGCCUCGGCCAGCCCCUUGCUGCCCCCGGGCCCUGCCUUCCAGGCCCCGCAGCCCGCCGAGCGCCCAGCCCUGGCUCCCCAGUUCUACUACCCUCUGGUCCUGGAACACGGCCUGGGGCUGCCAGCAGGCAGGGCCACCUUCUCCAAGGCUCCCCUUGCCCCCAGACCCCCUGGGACCCUGGCCUCCGGGCUGCUGAAGGUAUCCGUAACCGGGGUGGGGGGACCCUGGCCCCAAGCCACCCCCAGGGGUCCAGGGCAGGAGGGAGAGCUGGAGCAGGGUGCUCAGGAGAACCCAACGAGGAAGCCGCCCCCAGGAAGCAGGCUGGAGUUCCGGAAGGUUCCAAGCAUAGCCAAGCUUGGUUACCAGAGCAGCCUGCCAUCCAGGUCCCCUGCAAUGCUCUGUACCGAAGAUAAGGAGCCCUUCGACCCAGAGGUCCUGGGCCCUACUGGCCCCCUCACCCAGCUGCCACAGGGCCUGGGACCUGGCAGCCCGGGGCAUGUUGGCGAGGACCUGGCCAGGGCCCUGGGUGACUAUGCACGUGUGGAGCAGUGUCUGGGGCAGCUGGCACCCACAGGCAGCCUGGCGCCACGUCCCCUGCGUGAACAGCUGGGUAAGAUCCGCCAGGAACUUCUGCAUAUCCACCGAGCGCUGGAGCAGGCCGUGCACCCGCCUGAUGCACCCCUGGAUCUCUCUGUGAAGAGGGUACCCGCCAAGGGGCCUGAGCCGCCCACGGGGGCCUGGGGGCUGCCUGAGCCGGGCCCCGUGCUGGGCCAUGGGACCCCCAAGCCACCCGACACACUGGGCCCCGUGGUCACUGAGCCCUUCUCUGGCCACACCACCAAGUGCGAGGCUGACUCCAGCGUCCCACCCCCGGGCCUCCCCCUGCCUGCCACCGAGGACGUCGCUCCCUGUGGUGGCUGGGGUGCCCUCAGUAUGGCAGGGGGCUCCCGGACCCCUGAGGCUGUCCCUGGCCUGCAGAUCCCUGGGGAUCCGAAAGUCUGA
Orycteropus afer afer is the source of this 1665-nucleotide messenger RNA. It is a transcript of the gene PRR35, whose product is annotated as proline rich 35. NCBI's taxonomy places the organism in Eukaryota, Metazoa, Chordata, Mammalia, Tubulidentata, Orycteropodidae. Bases 1 to 1665 code for a protein of 554 amino acids. The record is from RefSeq and is a predicted model, not a curated record. The transcript is spliced from 2 exons.